Phragmites australis (common reed) is the source of this 570-nucleotide messenger RNA. Its product is annotated as monothiol glutaredoxin-S12, chloroplastic-like. NCBI's taxonomy places the organism in Eukaryota, Viridiplantae, Streptophyta, Magnoliopsida, Poales, Poaceae. The record is from RefSeq and is a predicted model, not a curated record. The transcript has a single exon. Bases 1 to 570 code for a protein of 189 amino acids.
AUGGGGAUGGGACAAAGAGAGGGAUUUCUGAGGACUUUUUUUCCCUCUGGGAAAAACACGGGUGUAACAGUCGCAGAUGAGGAGACGCCAGAUCGAACUGUCCUUGCUAAUGCCUGGAAAUCAUGGAUGGAAGAACAUAUAGAAGCCACAGGUAAGGCACCACCAGGGAAUUUUGCAGGAAACACCACCUGGGUUGGUGCCCCACAGAGGCCUCCAGACUUGCAGUUGACGCCUGGUCGCCAUGUUCAGCUGACUGUUCCACUAGAACAGCUGAUAGAUCGGUUGGUGAAGGAGAACAAAGUGGUAGCCUUCAUCAAGGGAUCUAGGAGUGCUCCCCAGUGUGGAUUCUCGCAAAGGGUGGUGGGAAUCUUGGAAGCACAUGGAAUGGAUUUUGUAACGGUUGAUGUGCUUGAUGAGGAACACAACCAUGGGCUGAGAGAGACCCUGAAGACGCACAGCAACUGGCCGAUGUUUCCACAGAUUUUCGUUGGAGGGGAGCUUGUGGGAGGCUGCGAUAUUAUUUCAUCCAUGGCUGAAAAGGGGGAGCUUGCUGCCCUAUUUCAGAAAUAG